AGGAGGAGGGACUGAGGGGGGAGGGGGAGGGCAGACCCAGCCCCCAGCUCCCGAGUGGCUUCCUGUGUCUGUCUCAAAACCCCAGCACAUUCCUGCAGUUCUCCACACCAGCCCGGACUGCUCAGCCUGCCUGCCUGCCUGUCGCCGAGAGUUCUACCAUCACCAUGAGAACCUGGCUCUUCUUCCUCCUCUGCCUGGCCGGCAGGGCCUUGGCUGCCCCUCAACAGCAGGAAGCUCUGCCUGACGAGACAGAGGUGGUAGAGGAAACCGUGGCUGAGGUGACUGAGGUCCCCGUCGGAGCCAACCCUGUGCAGGUGGAAGUAGGAGAAUUCGAGGAUGGCGCUAAAGAAGCUGUGGAGGAGGUGGUGGCUGACAACCCCUGCCAGAACCACCACUGCAAACACGGCAAGGUGUGCGAGCUGGAUGAGAGCAACACCCCCAUGUGCGUGUGCCAGGACCCCACCAGCUGCCCGGCCCCCAUCGGCGAGUUCGAGAAGGUGUGCAGCAACGACAACAAGACCUUUGACUCCUCCUGCCACUUCUUUGCCACGAAAUGCACCCUGGAGGGCACCAAGAAGGGCCACAAGCUCCACCUGGACUACAUCGGGCCUUGCAAAUACAUCGCCCCCUGCCUGGACACGGAGCUGACCGAAUUCCCCCUGCGCAUGCGCGAUUGGCUCAAGAACGUGCUGGUCACUUUGUACGAGAGAGAUGAGGACAAUAACCUUCUGACCGAGAAGCAGAAGCUGCGGGUGAAGAAGAUUCACGAGAACGAGAAGCGCCUGGAGGCGGGGAGCACCCCGUGGAGCUGCUGGCCCGGGACUUCGAGAAGAACUACCACAUGUACAUCUUCCUGUGCACUGGCAAUUCGGCCAGCUGGACCCAGCACCCCAACGAUGGGUACCUGUCCCCACACCGAGCUGGCUCCGCUGCGGGCCCCCCUCAUCCCAUGGAGCACUGCACCACCCGCUCUUCCAGACCUGCGAUCUGGACAACGACAAGUACAUCGCGUUGGACGAGUGGGCGGGCUGCUUCGGCAUCAAGGAGCAGGAUGUCAACAAAGACCUGGUCAUCUGAGUCGGGCCCGCCUCCUCCUGCAGCCCUCCUGGAUUCUCUUUCUCUCUGAUGUCUCCCCUCUCCCCCAUUCCCCAGCCUCCCCCCCCCCCCCCCCCCACCUCCUUCCUAAGUUUUAACUGUUUGGAUGGUUCGGAGUUCGGCCUGGGGACAAGGUGCUAACAUAGAUGUCAAGGAACACGUUAAUGGUGCUAAAAACAAGCAAACAAACAACACGGAAAUGGCGACCCAAGUCAUGACCUCCGGCUUCGAGUUACUUCUCCAAGUCUACACUACACAUCAGCUGACUGGCAUCUUCCAGCUCUCUCUCUCUCUCUCUCUCUCUCUCUCUCUCCUCUCUCUCUCUCUCUCUCUCUCUCUCUCUCUCUGUCUCCUUAAAUCUCACUGAGUCAGACUCUGUUGUUCAUUUCAGGGAGUCACUCGCCUGGCACUCUUUCUAGGUAGUCUGGGAGUUGGACAACAAGGAAGGAACAGACACACAAGAGAGGCAAGAACGUUCUAGAACUAGAGGAGCAGUGGUGGGAGAGAUUCCUGCAAAGGAGGGGGUGGGUGGCUGCCUCCCAGAAUGGCAGAAAGCAAGUCCUGAUUCACCUGGAGGUGCCCUGAAAUUGCAGCACUCCUAGAAGCUGGGAUGUCGCCAUCUUGACUUUAGUAGAAGCUUCCAGAAGCCAUGGGGCUGAUGGCUCAGGGGUAUAGAUCCACACAUUCCCCCAUACACACCAGGGGUGGGGCUUCACCCCUUUUAUUUUGGGGGUGGGGGGGAGGAAGGGAGUCUCAGGCUUCUCCUCCAGGGCUCCAGGGGAGACUAGAAGAUUCUUUUAGGCAGGGAAGCCACAGGGCCAGAGCAAGACAUUCUCAGAAGGUUGUAAAACAGACACGUUGGAACAGGGCAAGCUGCAGGUGGUGUUUUUCUUUCUCUUUCCACAUCUGUCAGUCAGGUUUCUAGCAUGUUCCACCCUUUUCCCAUCUUCUGUGCAUUGGGAGACAUUUCGAAGGCGAUGGGCCGGUUGGAUCCCACAGGCUGAGAACAAGAGUUUCCUUCCAAGCAUUUCAUGAAGAAGCUGCUUCUCAUUAAUCACGCAAACUCACGCCCCGGCGUGCAGGGUUUGACAAUCUUUCUAAAUAAAAAAUAACGACUUAGAAACUGC
Perognathus longimembris pacificus (Pacific pocket mouse) is the source of this 2222-nucleotide messenger RNA. RefSeq names its product secreted protein acidic and cysteine rich (gene Sparc). The record is from RefSeq and is a predicted model, not a curated record. Lineage: Eukaryota; Metazoa; Chordata; Mammalia; Rodentia; Heteromyidae. Gene Ontology annotation, biological process: anatomical structure development. Bases 165 to 1193 code for a protein of 342 amino acids. The transcript has 10 exons. Gene Ontology annotation, molecular function: calcium ion binding; extracellular matrix binding; collagen binding.